This is a messenger RNA of Pogoniulus pusillus (Red-fronted tinkerbird), 1135 nucleotides long. RefSeq names its product mediator complex subunit 10 (gene MED10). Gene Ontology annotation, biological process: positive regulation of transcription by RNA polymerase II. Bases 79 to 483 code for a protein of 134 amino acids. The record is from RefSeq and is a predicted model, not a curated record. Gene Ontology annotation, molecular function: transcription coregulator activity. Gene Ontology annotation, cellular component: mediator complex. Lineage: Eukaryota; Metazoa; Chordata; Aves; Piciformes; Lybiidae. The transcript is spliced from 4 exons.
GGCCUGCCCCGCCGCUUCCCGCCGCCGCUUCCGCGAGUGCGCGAGCGGGCGGAAGUGCGGGCGGCGCCGGCAGCGGCCAUGGCGGAGAAGUUCGACUCGCUGGAGGAGCACCUGGAGAAGUUCGUGGAGAACAUCCGCCAGCUCGGCAUCAUCGUCAGCGACUUCCAGCCCAGCAGCCAGACUGGCCUCAACCAGAAAUUGAAUUUCAUGGUCACAGGCCUGCAGGAUAUCGACAAAUGCCGGCAGCAGCUGCACGAUAUCAGCGUGCCUUUGGAAGUGUUUGAAUACAUAGAUCAAGGCCGCAAUCCCCAGCUUUACACUAAGGAGUGUCUGGAGCGAGCUUUGGCUAAAAAUGAGCAAGUAAAAGGGAAAAUUGACACAAUGAAGAAAUUCAAAAGUCUGUUAAUUCAAGAACUGACAAAGGUCUUCCCAGAAGAUAUGGCAAAGUACAAAGCUAUUCGAGGAGAAGAUCCUCCUCCUUAAUCUGGCCUUAGCUCUAAAAGUAUCAGUACUAUGAACUGACACCACUCUGAAAACAUUGAUUGAAGAGAGGAGGAGUUCAAGCUGUGAUCUUGUCACAACAACUGUACUAAAAUGACAGUAAUGGACCGUAGGAAUGAGCUCUUCAGCAGCUGCAAUACCCUGACUCUCUUCAAUAGCCUUCAGGUCUGUCACUCCUGGUAUGGACCGUCAUGACCAGAACUCAGCUCCGGCAAUCUUACUACUUACUCCUCACUUAAGAGCUACUCUUUGAGGGCAUAAUUUCUCAGCUGUGGCUAAGGCUGCUGCUGGGGUCAUGGUGAGUCCCCCAAACCUAGAUUUUUUUCAUGAGGAUUAAGGCAUUGUUAGGCAAUUCUCAGAAUAAGAUGAAGCACCAGUGUGUCUGAUGCAUCUGUUACAUAGUAUUCAAAAGAGAGUUUCUUGAUUCAAAAAGUGUUUUGAAGCUGAGCUUUUUGGGUUUUGUUGACUGGCCUUUCUAAUUCAAUUGGUUGAUAAAGUAGUGCUAAGUGGUUUGAUGAUUUCCCAAGUAUUUUUUAGUGUUUUUAUACGUUGCUUUCUUUGGCAAAUGCAGUUCCUAAGUGAUUGAAAGUGCUUAUUGUAUGUUGCCAAUAAAGUUACCCCAAGUACUCUGUAA